UCCAAUAAUCAAUUUUCAUUCCAGCAGCUUAUGUUUUACAAUAUAAUUAAGAUAUUUAUACGAAUCUAGGCAGUGUUUACAAUAAAAAGGAAAUGUAUCCAUCUGAUUUUUAACAAUGGUGUCCUUGAAUUAUAGAAAUGAUUUUUUUAAAUACUAGUUCAGUAAAAUGCAAAAGUGCACAAUUUGUUAAUUAAUUUAUAAAUAUAGAAACUAAAGAUGGAUUGGAUUAUUUCUGAUGAGUUGGGGUUGACCGUCGGGCACCUAGUAGGAUGGGGAGCAGCUGGAGCCAUGAUUAUCGGUGGCGUAGCACCAUACAUUCCACAGUAUCGUCAAAUCAAAAGGACACAGGAUGCUGAAGGGUUUUCCCUUUAUGUUUGCUUAACUCUUCUAAUAGCUAACACACUUCGUAUAUUAUUCUGGUUUGGCAAACGUUAUGAGUUGCCGCUCCUGAUCCAAAGUAUUGUCAUGAACAUUACUAUGUUUGUAAUGAUCCACCUCUGUGUCAAUGUUCGCAAAAAGAACCAAAUCAUAAGAGCAAGGGAGCGAAUAUUUACAGGUGCAAUAUUCAUGUUAUAUAUCCUAUUGUGUUGUGUGAACGGCUCAGACCAGCCAGAUGAAACGGCACGCUGGCUGGAGCAACACAGCGGGGCACCCAGUGGGGAAAAGCCUCAUCGGUUUUAUGAUAUGGAAAGGAAAUAUUUCUGGGCAUGGACAGAUUUCCAAAGCUACGUGGACUGCAUGCUCGUGUUUUCCGUGAUCGGGGCCGCCGCCACGUACCUGCUGAUCGAGUUCGGGCCCUUCGUCGAGCUUAUUGGGUUCAUGGCCGUGUUCACGGAGGCCAUGCUCGGGGCGCCGCAGAUUGCCAAGAACCAUCAGAACAAGAGCACUGAGGGGAUGAGCUUGAGCAUGGUGAUAAUGUGGACCUGCGGCGACGUAUUCAAGACUGCCUAUUUUGUAAUGAGGGAGGCGCCCACGCAGUUCUGGGUGUGCGGCUCGCUGCAAGUUGCCUUAGACGUCGUCAUACUCUUCCAAGUGUGGCUGUACCGGCGCGACACGGCGGCGGCGCGGCGGGCGCGGCGCGGCGACUAGCAGUGGACCGAGAGCGACUUAUAGCACCACCACUGCCGCGCCCGCUACCGCCUCCUAGCGAGACUGUUA
Molecule: messenger RNA, 1158 nt
Organism: Cydia amplana
Lineage: Eukaryota; Metazoa; Arthropoda; Insecta; Lepidoptera; Tortricidae
Product: solute carrier family 66 member 2
Exons: 6
Coding region: 217-1089 (290 amino acids)
Biological process (GO): retrograde transport, endosome to Golgi; phospholipid translocation
Cellular component (GO): endosome; trans-Golgi network
Source: RefSeq, a predicted model, not a curated record